Messenger RNA from Corythoichthys intestinalis (scribbled pipefish), 717 nucleotides. RefSeq names its product proline-rich protein 2-like. The record is from RefSeq and is a predicted model, not a curated record. The coding region runs from base 1 to 717 and encodes 238 amino acids. NCBI's taxonomy places the organism in Eukaryota, Metazoa, Chordata, Actinopteri, Syngnathiformes, Syngnathidae. The transcript has 3 exons.
AUGGGACCCCCCAAAGGCCCACCAAGCCCAGGGCAGGGCAGGGUGCCCAGCCGGAUCAGGCGACACCCAGCCGAUACACGGAGAAGAGAGGGGACCGCUGAAGCAAGCGGACGCGAGGAGCCGCCGUGGGGGCGACGCGAGAUCGGAGCCCCGACCUCCCCCCAAUACCCGCAGUCGGCAGCCCAGGCAGAGGGAAGGCCACCACCCGGGAGCCACGCCACAGAAGGUAGGCUCCCGCAGGCGUGGCCCCGUCCGCCAGAGCCACUGGCCGGACGGCGGGAGAAUCGCCAGAGCCCCGAUCAACCCCCACCCCAGACCACCCAGGACACACCCGCAUCGGCCCACCACUCCCCCCCGGCCGCCCGAGCACCCACCCCGCACAGUCGCUACGCCAAGCGCCUGAGACCAUGGGAUAUCCACUCAAGGGACAGCAAGCGCCACCCAAGGCCCCAUGGGCCCCAAGAGGCCCCGACGCCAUCCCCGCUGACAGGAGGGCAGCGGCAGCCGCCGCGGUCCAGCGAGACAGACAGGGCCGGAGACAGGCCAAGGGGGCAGAUGCGCGACCCCCCCCAACCCACCCUCGUGCCAGGAGGGGUGCGCGGUAUGACACCAGGGAGCACCUCCCUGGUACCCGGUGCAAGGAGACGCAGCUCUGGCCGGGCCAAACCGGGAGGGAACUGUGGCAGCAGCAUACCCCCGACCCCCAAUACUUUUUAA